UCUAUUAUAUAACAUGAUCGCCUGUCACUUCCGUGCAUUGAACAUCAAGUGGAACGUUAGUGGAUUGACGAAUGGUCCUGAUUGGUUGAAACUUUUGGUUUAUCUGCACCUCUAAUUGAUGAAAGGUUAUCCAGAGACAUAUCUAUCGACGCAUGUUCAGAUUUUGAAUGAAUUAUCCACCUAGACAGGUUUUUCUUCUCAGUGGACAGAAGUCAACUUUAUUGAGGAUAAAUUUUGCUGAGUCAGUUGAGUUAAAGCCGAGGCUGAGAUCGCAUGAAUUGUUGCUGGUAGGCACAACCAUAGACAGAGACUGAUACUAUAGACGAGCAAAGAAACAGAUAAUGCCGGUUCUGAAUGUAUUCGACUUACCAGGUUCAGGUCGUUGCUAAUUGGCUGAGUUAAAAGGAGCAAACUCCACUUUACAAUACAAGGCCAUCACGUUAAUUUUGCAACCAUGGAUGAUAUUUUAAAUGCACAGGCAAGGGAUGAAGAUGAUUUCUACAAGUUGCUGGGGUGCGAUGAGUUGUCCACAACUGAGCAAAUAAAUACUGAAUUCAAGUUGAAAGCACUUAUUGCCCAUCCGGAUAAGAAUCCUGAUGAUCCAAAUGCAGCAAAGAGAUUCGCUGAGCUGCAACGAGCCCGGGACAUCCUGACGGAUGAUAAACGACGCCAGGAGUAUGACUUCUGGAGGCGGAGUGGAAUCGCCGUCCCGUACAGUUCCUGGAUUUCAAUGAAGGAUGCCAUGCAUACUUCCAUGCACUGGGCAGUGAAGAAGAAAAAAGACCUGAUGCUAGAGGAAGACCCAGACAACCUCACCGAAUCUCCUGGGGACAGUGACAUGAAUGCGUCCUCCUGUACACACACAGCGAUUCCUUCAAGCUGUGGUCAGUCCAGACGAUUCAUCCCUGCUAGUUGGACCAGGGAGCCCGCCAAUGACAUCCUCCAGAAGUUCAGAAAUUAUAAUUUAUGAGUUUGAGGUUGUACUCAUCAACAUCUUCUCACAGCCGUAUUCUCAUAGGAAGGUUAAUAACAUAUAACUUGAGCCAUACGAACGGCUCGCGCAAAACAUGUACAUUCGUCAUGCAGUUCACUUUGGAUCAUUUUCAUGCAUUGUCAUGCAGUUCUACAAAUAUUUUUUAGAUAACUUGGACAAGGAUAAGCACGAGUUCCAUGACGUGAAUUUAUCUGUAACACAUCCCAACACUCUCUCAUCUUAAGCAGGCCUUUGUUUAAUUGUGAGGUAAUCAGAUGUUACCUGGAAGUAUCCUUUUUGAUUUUCAUGUCUUGUAUCUACCUUGAUAACUUAGUCAGCUGUAAAGGUUGUGAUACGUGUAGCGCUGUGUAUUGAAAUGGUCCCUUUGUGAGUUAUGUAUGCUGUUUUAGGUCACAUGCAUGCCCUCAAGUCGUACUUACUAGUCAAGUAUAGGCUCUGCAAUGGCUACUGGUUGUCAAUGGUCUUAUGCAGUGAAACUGACUUCUCAAGUUACUUCUGAAUUUGUUGUAGUGACAGACUUACUUACUCCAUAACAUGUAAUACACGGUGGCGUAGUGGGAAGGGGGAGCUGGGGGGCAUGUGCCCCCUAUAAAUUCCCGGUGCCCCCCACAC
Molecule: messenger RNA, 1606 nt
Organism: Acanthaster planci (crown-of-thorns starfish)
Lineage: Eukaryota; Metazoa; Echinodermata; Asteroidea; Valvatida; Acanthasteridae
Gene: dnajc12
Product: DnaJ heat shock protein family (Hsp40) member C12
Cellular component (GO): cytoplasm
Source: RefSeq, a predicted model, not a curated record